AUGGGAGCUGGAGCAGUAAUAGAGCCUCUGGUGGUUAUUGUUCUCUUAUUCGGAGGUACCUGGAUCAACCGCUCUGUCAGAUCAUCCUCGACUCGGCGUUACAAUCGACGGAACUCGAAUGAUAUUCGACGGGCUUCAUCUGAUUCUUUGGAGUCAGGAUACUCAAGCCAAUCGACAAAGGAUGGCCUGCUGCGCUCUCGGUCCCACUCACCACAAGACGCGGAAGCCCCGGAAGAUAGAUGGCACAAGCGACAGGUUGGACUCCUGGGUUUGACUUUUGAGGUGUCAUCGCCGAAUACUAUUGUGUUCCAAGACCGUUUCCUUAGUCGGUUGCUUCGGAGAUUUCCUUUCUUGGUGGAAUGUUGGUAUUGGGCUUUGGUUUACUGGACGUACCAGCUUGGUCGUGCUUUUACUGCUGUGACUCUCAAGGAUGACACUGUCGACGUCGCGAGGAGACAUGCAUUGCAACUAAUCGUGAUUGAAGAGAAGCUGGGCAUGUUCUGGGAGACCUUGAUUCAAAGACGCUUCCUUCGCAACCCUCUUGUCAUGCCUUGGAUCAAUUGGAUAUAUUCCUUUAUACACAUUCCCGGGACAAUAGCGUUUCUCGUCUGGCUCUAUUACUAUACUACCGUGCGGAAUCGGAUCGAUGAAGACCAGCCCGGAAAACCCAAGGGUACCGUGAGCGGGUCUCCUGCAGGUCCUCUUCUAUACCAGGCACGCCGGCGGACUUUGGCCGUGUGCAAUCUUCUCGCAUUUGUGGUUUUCACUAUUUGGCCUUGCAUGCCGCCUCGAUUACUGAGCGACACAACCGUGGAUGGCGAGGAGGCAGAUCUGGCCCGCAGUUAUGGGUUCGUGGAUACCGUACAUGGUAUCAAUGGAUCAGGCAGUGUUUGGACAGAAAACCGCUUCUCGGCAAUGCCUUCCUUACAUUUUGGCUACUCUUUAAUGAUCGGUCUCACAUUGAUAACAAUCCCUUUGCCACAGCACCACCGGCGCACAGCCCUGCGUACUCGGCUGACCCGUGCCCUAAGACUAAACCUCCCAUCAUGGCGCCGCCUUGUUUGCGUCACACUCGGCUUUCUAUAUCCAUUUACCAUCCUUGUGGCAAUUGUUGCUACCGCCAACCAUUUCAUUCUGGAUGCUGUCGCGGGAGCUGUUGUAUGUGCCCUGGGUUGGUAUUUUAAUAGGGUGUUGCUUAAUCUGUUACCGUUGGAAGACUACUUCCUUUGCCUUGUCCGGAUCCAUAAGCCGGAACCGUCACUUCUCAAUGUCCCCGAAGAGGAUUACCCCGCGAGUGAAAGUGCAUCAGAACAUGCUGUCAUAUGA
Molecule: messenger RNA, 1326 nt
Organism: Penicillium vulpinum
Lineage: Eukaryota; Fungi; Ascomycota; Eurotiomycetes; Eurotiales; Aspergillaceae
Product: phosphatase PAP2 family protein
Exons: 3
Coding region: 1-1326 (441 amino acids)
Biological process (GO): sphingolipid biosynthetic process; inositol phosphoceramide metabolic process
Cellular component (GO): inositol phosphoceramide synthase complex
Molecular function (GO): inositol phosphoceramide synthase activity
Source: RefSeq, a predicted model, not a curated record